Recurvomyces mirabilis is the source of this 438-nucleotide messenger RNA. It is a transcript of the gene rps23, whose product is annotated as ribosomal protein S23. The record is from RefSeq and is a predicted model, not a curated record. Gene Ontology annotation, molecular function: structural constituent of ribosome. The coding region runs from base 1 to 438 and encodes 145 amino acids. NCBI's taxonomy places the organism in Eukaryota, Fungi, Ascomycota, Dothideomycetes, Mycosphaerellales, Teratosphaeriaceae. Gene Ontology annotation, biological process: translation. Gene Ontology annotation, cellular component: cytosolic small ribosomal subunit; ribosome. The transcript is spliced from 3 exons.
AUGGGUAAAGGAAAGCCAAGAGGACUGUUGGCAGCUCGCAAGCUGCGCAACCACCGACGCGAGCAGCAGUGGGCGGAUCUACACUACAAGAAGAGACUUCUCGGAACAGCAUACAAGUCCUCGCCAUUCGGAGGUUCAUCACACGCCAAGGGCAUAGUCCUCGAAAAGGUCGGUGUUGAGGCCAAGCAGCCCAACUCCGCCAUCCGCAAGUGUGUGCGUGUCCAGCUCAUCAAGAACGGCAAGAAGGUCACCGCUUUCGUCCCCAAUGACGGUUGCUUGAACUUCGUGGACGAGAACGACGAAGUCCUGCUCGCUGGUUUCGGUCGUAAGGGCAAGGCCAAGGGUGAUAUUCCCGGUGUGCGAUUCAAGGUCGUCAAGGUCUCCGGCGUGGGUCUCAGUGCGCUGUGGAAGGAGAAGAAGGAGAAGCCUCGCUCAUAG